AUGGAUUUUGGAACUAUUGGGAUUGUGAAAAAAUAUGGGGUUAUACCAAAUGGGAAAAAAUAUCAUCGCACAAUCAUUUUUGAUUCAUUAAGUAACAAUCUUUCAUGUAGUUGUAGAAGGUUUGAGUUUGCAGGUUUCUUGUGUUCACAUGCUCUAAAAGUUCUCUCGAUUCAUAAUAUAAAGAGUAUUCCUACUCAAUACAUCUUAAAGAGGUGGACCAAAGAUGUAAAGUCUGGGUGUACCAAUAUUCACUCGCAUUCUAAAAAUGCAGAUGAUCCCAAAGGUGCGAUAGUUAGACGUUAUAGAGAGUUAUGUCGACUACAUAUUCAACUAGCGACAAUGGCAUCGAUUACUGAUAAAGCAUAUGAAAUAGCUAUAUCAGGACUAAACAAAACACUAGCCGAGGUUGAUGCAAGUUUGAGAGGUCUUACCCUUCAGAAAACUUCACAAACUGAAUCCGUUACUGAUUGUGUAUCUCAACAACAUGUUGUUUUACCUGCUAAUGAUGAUAAUCUCAAGGUGAAAGGAAUUAAGGUUAAGGAAAAAGAAGUCGGCGUCGGUUCUAGUAGGCUACCAAAUGCUUUGAAAACAGCAGUUGCAAAAGUUACAAGAAAAAGAAAGCCUCAAAAAACAAUAUUAGAUGCUCCAAGCAAUGAUGAUUCCCAACCCGUAAGCGGUAUCCGAAGCCAGCAAUUACUGAUGCCUCAUGCUGACCAUGUAAGUACUUUUGAUGUUUUGAAGUGA
This is a messenger RNA of Papaver somniferum (opium poppy), 744 nucleotides long. RefSeq names its product protein FAR1-RELATED SEQUENCE 1-like. Gene Ontology annotation, molecular function: zinc ion binding. The record is from RefSeq and is a predicted model, not a curated record. Gene Ontology annotation, biological process: regulation of DNA-templated transcription. The coding region runs from base 1 to 744 and encodes 247 amino acids. The transcript has a single exon. NCBI's taxonomy places the organism in Eukaryota, Viridiplantae, Streptophyta, Magnoliopsida, Ranunculales, Papaveraceae.